Molecule: messenger RNA, 8899 nt
Organism: Argiope bruennichi
Lineage: Eukaryota; Metazoa; Arthropoda; Arachnida; Araneae; Araneidae
Product: solute carrier family 4 member 11-like
Exons: 20
Coding region: 313-2826 (837 amino acids)
Biological process (GO): monoatomic ion homeostasis; monoatomic anion transport; transmembrane transport
Cellular component (GO): plasma membrane; basolateral plasma membrane
Molecular function (GO): solute:inorganic anion antiporter activity
Source: RefSeq, a predicted model, not a curated record
AAAAAAAACUUUUUAAAAAGAUCGAGUGUACUAUAAAAGCGGUGCUUUUUAUGCUUGAAUGCUGAGACACGUGAUCUUUCGCCUCACUCUAUUCUGACUGAAAAGAAAAGACGCGACAGACAGUACGCAAUUUUAUAGCAUCGCUUAUUUGUUUACUGUGGUUUGAAACAUUAUCAGCACGCGUUGGCCAUGCGCCUCUAAUCUGAUUGUCUCAAUACACACGCCGACACUGAUUAGGAUCUCACACCUCACUCUGGUUGGACGAUCAUGUUCUCGCUCCAUUGAGAGAAAAAGGUAUAAAAGGAAGAUAAAAUGUGGAGAACUUCAAUAAUGAACAUGAGAGCGGAGAAAGGAUCCUUUCGGGAGUCUUUCAAGCAUUAUGAGAGACGGGAAUCGACUAAAGUCUUGGGUCCCAACCGCCACUUUGAAUUAGUUUUCAAGAAAGGACAAUGGAGGAUUGUUUACGAAGAUGGAGACGAAGUAACGUUAAUGUACGCAAAACAUGAGAGAUUGCCCAUGAAAGAUUUUGCCGCAGAAGUCCGUGCCUCCAUGGAUGUGGACCAGUUCCUCAACCAGGCCGUACUACUCUUGGACGUGCAAGAUACUUCGGUGGAAGGAAUCAUCGACAAGAUGCUUCACAAGGUGCUAGAUAGCAAGGAAUCUCUCAUCACGAUUUCGGAGGCCAAAGAAGCCAUCUUCACAGAAGAUUCCGGUUAUUUAAAGCGUUUAAUAGAACAAGGAAUUUGUCCGUUUAUUGAGGAAGAUGAUUGGAAAGAUGUUGGUCGUACAGUGCACUUACUUUCCCGUACCAUACAAGGAACAUACGUAAGUGAAGGAGGAGGUUUCGAUUAUGACCAAUCUUGGCUAUGUGCUAUGUGUAAUUUAGCUUCGCUUCAAAAACGGCACGUGGCAAUAGCGCGAUUGAAACAUCCAGCAAACAUGGGACGGACGCUGCAUGAAGUACGGUUCUUCAUUCUUGUUUUGACGCCAAGCAAAGAGAAAGGAACUAAAAACGCAUUAGAAACUGGUCGAACUUUUGCAACUAUAUUUGCUGACAUGGACUUCAGACAACGUCUUCUAGAAGUUCAUAGCGAAGCUGAAUUCAAAAAUGUUCUCCUAAAACAUGCCCAAGAUUUGGCUGCUGAACAGAGCAACCCCUCCAAGCGUCUAGGUACUCAUGAUGGAGAUUUGGACUUCGAUGUAAGUAGUGAAUCGAGAUGCAGGCUUGCCCAAGGCUUGUGGGAUGAUAUUCGUAGAAGAUCAUCUCUAUAUAUCAGCGACUUUAUAGAUGGUUUUGUGGGACACAAGACAAUCCAUAAAACAAUAUCGACCAUAUUUUUUCUCUAUUUCGCCUGCAUUCUUCCGACCAUCGCUUUUGGAGCCCUCAAUGACAACAACACUCUUGGGCAGAUCGAUGUUCGAAAAUCCAUCAUUGGUCAGACGCUAGGGGGCCUUAUAUUCGCGCUGUGUGGAGGACAACCCCUCGUAAUCGUAAUGACGACAGCACCUCUAAGCCUCUAUACGAAAGUGAUCUUCAAUAUCUGUCAGGACUUCCAGUUAAACUUUCACGCCAUGUACGCAUGUGUGGGGUUAUGGAACACUUUCUUCCUUAUCAUUUUUUCCAUCUUUGACGUCAGUCGCAUUAUGAAAUGGUCGACUAGAUCAACGGAAGAAAUAUUCUCUUUAUUCAUCAGCAUAGCCUUCAUUGUAGAUGCAGGGAGAGAUAUGUAUAAAAAUUUUAAUCAUAACUACUUCUCUCAUGCUUGCAUGGAAGAAAACACUCCGUCAGUAGAAUUUCCCUUAUGGAUAGCAAAUUCCACUAUCAACGAAACUCAAGGGGAAGUUUCCCUGACUUCACCAUGUAAACGAGAAAAUAGCUUGCUAUUUCUACUCCUGAUGUGUGGCACAGUGUGGCUCGCCGUAUCCCUCUAUAAUUUCAAUAAAACGCCGUACCUUCAGGCCAGCAAACGUGAGAUCCUGGCCGACUACGCCUUGCCUGUAGCAGUUAUCUCGAUGAGCUUCCUAGGAUCAUUUGUAUUCAGGGAUGUGGCAACGGACCAAUUCCGUUACAGUGACAACUAUCCGCUUACCCGAGCUCCAGUUGAAGAGCUGCCCUGGACAGCUUCUAUAGCAGCGUUAGGAAUGGGCUUCGCCUUAUCGCUGCUAUUUUUUAUGGACCAGAAUAUUUCAGCAGCAAUGGUCAAUAAUCCUUGCAACAAACUGAAGAAAGGUCCAGCCUAUCACUUAGAUUUGUUUGUGGUUGGAGUUGUGAAUGGAUUCUUGUCCUUAUAUGGAUUACCAUGGAUGCAUGGUGUCCUUCCUCAUUCACCUCUCCAUGUCCGUAGCUUGGCUGAUGUUGAAGAACGCGUUGAACAAGGACAUGUUUAUGAAAUAAUUGUGAAGGUGAGAGAAACACGUGUAACGGGUAUCAUCUCGCACAUCCUCAUUGGUUUAUCGAUCUUCUUACUCCCUUAUCCAAUGGCCUACAUUCCAACGGCGGUGCUGGAUGGACUUUUCUUGUACAUGGCCAUCACAUCGCUCAAUGGGAACCAAAUGUUUGAAAGGAUCACAUUGCUUUUCAUGGAACAAGCAGCCUAUCCACCAAAUCAUUACAUACGAAGAUGUCCUCAACGAAAGAUUCACAUCUUCACUAUGUGUCAAGUAUUUCAGCUGGCUAUAAUGUGUUUCUUUGGAUUCUCCCCAUGGUCGUACGUUAAAAUGGUCUUCCCCGUCAUCAUUUUUCUAUUACUUCCGUUCAGGCACAAGGUAGUCCCGUGCCUUGUUGAUGGGAAGUAUUUGGAAGCUUUGGACGGUGAACAUCAAUGAGGAAGUGAUAUACUUAGCUCAGUGAAUGAUAAAUCCCUUUAUUUUUUCUUUCUGUUUUGCUCCAUACUAGCUGAAGCUUUUGAUGGAGAAACAUGGGUGCCUCAUAGAUUCCCUGGUCCUCACACACGAGUGCCUCAACCACUUAUAUUGCAGUCCUGGACGAAGAAAUAAAAACAACUUAUUGUGAAAGCCCUUCUUUGACAAAAAAUGCUCAUAAAAAGUAUUUAACCACCGAAAAUGCAGUGAAAACUGUAGAAACGUUUGUGUAAUAGCAUCGAACACAUUUACAGAAUCGGAUUCUGUGGCAAGAUAGAGCAUUUCUUUUUCUAUCUUUGCAAGCAUCUAAUCAAGAAUUUUCAUAUAGUGUUUCAGAACAGUAGAUUAUUGUUAAAUUUGAUUUCAAGACGUUUCAACACUUAUACGAAAAUAAAGUCGUGGCUUUCACAUCAGGAGCAUAAUUGAGGAAAUAAAACUGCUAAAACUGAAUUCCGUUUCUGGAAAUAUUCUGCUGAGGACCAGGAACUGUGAACUGCAAAGGCAACCAGAUUUCUUUUCUUUUAUUUCUUUUUCUUUUCCUUCAGUUCAUCACACAUCAUCGAGCACUGGCCAGAACUUUGCCCUACUCAGACUCACCUAGGGCCAUCUCGCUUGAGUCAAUAAACUGUUAAAAAAAAAAAGGUGACAAUCUAGCAUUGAUUAUACCUUAGGUCAAGCACUGUGCAUCUGGUCUGCAAUAGAAUGCAGUAAUAGGAAUUUUACAAAUGUUUACUAAAUCCACUUAAAUUUUUUGAUAUGGGAAUAAGAAAUCGCUGCUAAUGUUUACAAAAUUACCAGAUCUCAAUAUUGAUGUAAAGCUUAUUAACUGAAGAAGUUCAUGAAGAGGUUUAUAUAAAUUCAUACCUUUCUUAUUCGAUGAUAUUUUAAUGCCAACUGUUUUCCUGUAACUGCAUAAAAGUUUAGGAAUUUUCCACAAAAUUUUAUUUUAAGUUGUGCAUUAAACAAUGGAUAGGGAACAAAUAAUAUAUAUUGUGAAAUUCCUUGAAUUUUUAUUGCUAUAACUAUUUUAUCUUAAUUCAAUACAUUAUUUUAUUUUAUUUUUUCAACAGCAGUAAGAACCAUCUUUUGGAAUCUAAAAUACAAAUUGAUAUUUCUAAAUUUAAAAAUGAAUGUAUAAAAUACUCAACAAACAAAUUGAUGCAAAUUUGGAAAAAUAGCAUUAAAACGGAAGUUGAAAGUCUAUAUAUUUGAUUCAAUAAACAGUUUGAGGUGAAAAUGAACAUAAUAGAGUAUCAUGUUUUGAUAAAUCUUUAUAAUUCAUUCUAAGUAGGAAUUAAGUUAUACUGGUUCACAAAAAAAAAAAAAUGCGUCAAUUCAAAAUCUUAUAAACAUUUUCAUAUUUCUUUAAGAUUCGGAAUGCACUUUCAUUCUGAUCAGUAUUAAUAAACGGUAAUAUGAAUUAAAUAUUUAUUCGUAAUCGAAAUAAGAUUUACAAAUAUUUAUGAAAUAUAGGAUAUAUUUUAAUUUUAUAAUAAUUAAAAAAAGCACGAAAAUUUUAAAAUAUUUCUUGAAGACGCUAGUAAAAUUAAACAAAAAAAAAACAAAUUAAAAGUAAAUUUGUUAAAGGUGAAGUAAUAUUUAGCUAUAUAAUCUUUGGCUCUUCAGGCCAGAUCAUAAGCUUUUCACAGUCUUUGGCUGUUCAAGCCUGAUCAUAACCUUUUCAUACUCUGUGGCUGCAAGCGUUUGAAAAAUAUUGAAAAAAAUCAUUACGCAAUAAUUUUUCUUCUGAAAUCUGAAAAGGAAUUUCUGUUUGUAAAACAUUAGUUUCAUUGAUUUAUUGUUAUCUAAAUAUAAGCAAAGGAAUCAAUUGUAUACUGAAUAAUUGCUGUCCAAAAUUGUAGAAAAUAUGGUUCUUCCCUUGAGUAUCAGUGUUAUUAUUUAAUCUUUAAGUUAAAUAUUUUUUAUGCGAGAGAAUCUAUUAAAUAAAUUUUUAGAUAGCAAAACUGUGAAGAACAUAAAACUUGCGAAAUCACAAGAUUAUUUUUUUAUUGUUUUUGUGCCAAAAAAAUAAUAAUAAUUCUAGAAAAUAAUAAUGUAUUCCUCUUUAGAAUUCCUUUGUUCUUUUAGUACACAGGACUAUUCGAAUUAAAGCUUCACAAACUUAUAGGAUUGUUGAGACUAUUUUAACCCAAAAUGAUCAAAAUUUGAGCGACAUAAUUUUCAGAUACUGAUUUCACCAUUCGUAAAUAAAAAAAAUUAAUAAAAAUUUUAAAAAAUAAAAUAAUAAAUACAGGAAUUCGGAGAAAACUAAAAAAAGAUAGUGUUUUCAUACACAAAAAAAUCUGUCUUUUAAGAAGAAUCGUAACCAGAAAUCACAUGGAACAAAAUCGGGUAAACGAAGAGUGAGAAGAUAUUGAGAAAUAACGGCUUUUCACUCAUUUGUCUGAGAAAAUUUGCUGUAACAAAUGUCAAAUAACUCAAGUUAUAUAAGGAGGUGCAACAUUUUGCAUGAAUAUUGUGUGCUUAAUGCAGCGACAUUGUCAAAGCUCUAAAAUUACAAAACUUGUUACCAUUGUACAAUAAUCUUUGACAGGUGUGAACUUCUGUAGAAAUCACCUCUUCAAAAAAUUAAGCCCAAAAAUAUUUUAAAACUUUUGGAGAACUUCGCAUCCUCUUUUAUCCCUCGAAUCAUUUGAAUCUUUUGAACAUAUGUCUACGCUGCAGAAUUAAAGAUAUUUUAUUCGCAUUUUUACAAACUUCGUAAGAUUCAGCACCAUCUAACAGCGAUAUUUUUCGUAUUUAUUUAAUAUGUGAUGUGCGCAUCAUCUGAAGCAACUGUCCUUGUUUUGGUGUAUCAUUUGAGCUAUUUGAACGUUUAUCAUAACCCCCUUAAUUGGUAAAAUUCAAUUUGAAUGCCUGCUUAUUAUUAAACAUUCAGUUUCAUUUUUAUUUUUUUCCCCUCAAUUUGCUUUAUGUAUCGAUCAAAAAUAUUAGAUAGUAAACAUAUAUCACCUUUUUUAAUGAAAAUACUUCGUUUGUAAAAUAAAAUGUUUUGAUGUUCAUAAAACAAGCUAUGCAGUUACUGAUGAAAUAGUUGGCACAUUCAAGGAAUCGUUAUCAAUCUGAAGAACAAAAUCAAAACCAAUCACAAAAAGGUUAAAAUUACCCGAUACAUUUAAAAGAUUUUUUUAUAUAUAUUUUAUAAUAAUCAGCUAUUUAGGAACUUAGCAAUUUUUGCUGUGGUUUUUUAAACCAUAUACUGAAUGCCCAUACAUCUUAGUAACAUAUACUUGUGAAAAAUAUGUAUCGACUUCCCGAGUUGAUGCCAGACUUACAAAAAAAAAAAAAAAUGAGAAAUCAAAAUCUUUAAUGAAAUCAGCUCCUUGCAAUUCUGUCAAAAUGAACUUAAUUUUGUGAGUUUCAUUUAGCAAACUGUCUUUGAAAUUCAACUAAUUUCCUUUCUUUACACAAGAUUCAGAGAACAAUAGCAAAUAUUUUAACUCAAAUUGUAUCAACUAAAUCCGUGAAACCUUCUUUUUUUAUUCAUUAAAAACAAGCAUCUGAUAAUUUUGUUUUCAUUUAGAAAAACAUUUAAAUCUAAGAUUAGGUUAGAUUCGGCAAUAAUAACUCAUAAACCAAAUAUAAUAGUUACAAUACUGAUAAUAUGUUAUAUCAAUCAGUGCUGAAUAACGUGCAAACUAUAGAAAAUUUAAAGACAAUAGGAUUUGGAGAACAACAGCAGACAUGACAGGCAAGGUACUUGUCAGUCAAAAGCUAGAGCUCAUUAUAAUAGAUAGCUUUAAUUGUUAUAAGUCUUAGCGUCCGCAAAUGCAUGCAUUAAAAUCAGAAGGUACAAAAAGUAUUAUAGUUGUGAUAAUGAUAUGCUCUGUCAAUUCUGUGCUUAAGAACAUACAAGCAUUGAAGAGUUUAGAAAAUAGUACUGAAUAACGUUUUUACUGUCGCUUUAAAACUAGAUCAGCGUAGUAGAUAGCUUUCAGAUGCAACUUCUUUAAAUCAUCCCUAAGUGCAUGAUUUAAAAUCAGUAACGUAUAAGCUGAUUUCAUGUUCUUAUUCAAGCACAAAGUUAAGUUUAAUUAGUAAGAUUGUUGUGAGAUUAUCAUAAUACUGUUGACAGUUUUCCUAUUACGUAAAAAUUCGCGGCCCAUGUCAUUCUUUUAUGAAUCAAAUAUGAUAUGACAGUGCUUGCCAUUUAAAUUAUUCAUCACUGAUUUUUAUUGGCAGAAACAAAGAGGACAAGAACCAAAUUAUUCAUUAAUGUAUAAGAAAUCAAUUCAAUUGUCCAGCACAGUUUACGAUUCCGAAUGAUUUCAAAGGCAGUGAAAUAGUUUUAUCUUUUGUUUGAGUUGAAAAAAUAAUCAUUUAUAUACUAAUCUAUUAUUUAUCCUUUUAAUACACAAAACCUAACAGUAAAUCGUAGAAAUCAUUGAAGUAUAGAGAAAAACGGUUUUUGUCCUUAAAUUCGGAUGCGAACAGAACAUUUAAAAUUAAAUAAAAAUAAAUUUAAUUAAUAUUUCAUUGUUAAAAUUCAAAUUUAAGGAAAAAAAAUUCCCACACUUUGAAUCUUUAUUUCCAUACAUACCUUAAUAUCUUAAUACAUUUAUUGUUUAUAUAUUCUUUGUUCUGAUAUUGGUUUCGAUUCCAAAGCUUCUUCAUAAACAUGGAAUGUAACAAUUGCAUUGCUUCAUUUGUAAAAAUAAGAUUUUCUUGGCACUUUUAACAUGUUUUCAAUAUUGCAAUCUGGAAAUAAAAAUUCUUUAACUUAUAUCAAUUUAAUAGGCUUCGAAAUGAAUCGUUUAUUUAAAAUAAAAAGUAAAACUAUGUGAAAAAUAUGAGCAAAAUAGAGUUCAAAGUGCUUCGACUAUAAAUAAUCUUUAUAUAUGUAUAUAUAUAUAUAUAUAUAUACAUCCAUAUAUAUAUAUAUAUAUAUACGUAUAUAGACGAUAUGUUGAUCAUACUGAAAUUUCCUUUCAUUCAUUAAUCAGUUUCUAUAAAUGUAUUUUUAUAAAAAAUAUCUAAGAAGAAAGCAGUAUUCAAUUUUAAGCUCUUUCUGUGAAAGAAUACUGCAAAAGGAAAAGACUUCCUCUGACAAAUCCUUUUUAAACGUAGAAACAUGUCUUAGUAUUUUAAAUGAUGAUUAUCCUGAUAUAUUCGAGAAGAUAACUGCUAUGGGUGAGGUGUUGUCGGUCAAACCUCAUGUGUAAAAACAAAAACUUUUAGUCCAGUUUUUUUUCCUACGAGUCACACUCAUAUCAGGAAAGCAAGCUAAACAAAUGAUUACUAGACCUUAGUGUGUUUGUCAAAGGAAGAGAACUAGUGAACUCUUUUACCAGUUCAAUUUCUAGUUCGAAAUACUCUGCAUUGGAGCCUUUCUGUUUCCUAUUUCAACGCAAGAAUUCUACCAGCCGAUCGAAGAAAGGAGAUAUACAGUGUCCAUGUUUCUUUCCCAUACGUGUGCUAAAUAGAAUUUUUUUAUUUAUUUGUCAUCAAUUUAAAAAUGCAGAUUGACAGAUAUUUUUGUAAUAUCUUCAGUGCCAAUCUAGAAUAUCCUGAGUACAUAAAAUAGAAUUACUUGCAAGACUUCUGAAUGGAAAGUAGAUGACUAGUAAUAGUGAAUUUCACUAAAUUCUAGUUUAAAAUACGCAAUUUCAGUGUUUUAAAACAAAUAGAUUUGUGUUUCACUCUUAGAUGACUAAUAAAAAUCCGUAAAGGUGCCAUCUAUGAUCGACAGACUUGACUGUUCGCUUUUUAGGAUCUAGAAAUGCUCUUCUAAAUUCUCUAUCAGUUGGAGUUCGCUUAUGUGCAUGUGUUGUGCAUAAAGAUGCGUGCCUUGGAAAUUGGAGUCAUGAUGAAUUUAUAAAAACAGAGUCCCCCCAAAAAAGAACUUUUAAUUCGUAUUCCAGCAAUUGCAAGGUUAUUCAAGAGUACGAAUAUGUGAAGAAAUAACUUGUCAAGUUGCAACUGCGCGCAUGGAUACUUAGUAAUAUGCAUAUAUGUCACCUGAAUGUAUAUACAUAUAUCUUAAUGGAAAUUUUACAUUUUCAAAAAACAUGCGGAC